AUGUCUUUCUCAAGAGCGCCUUUAAAAAGGUUCAACGAAGCUGUCGGUUGUGCCCCUGCACCGGGCAUCUACGACAUUAAAGCCGAAGAACCAAAGGGACCUGCAUCCUUUGAGAGAUCUGAUCGGUUUAAGCAUUCUAAGGCAGUGCCUCCAUCAUCCCCCUCCGGAGUCACGCUGAUGUCUCCAGUCAGAAGAACAAUAUCAUUUGAUGGACUGGUUGACAGGCCAAAUACCAGAAAGAAAGAACAUUCCAUGACCUUGAAAAUGAAACAACAUCAACUUUUGGAAAAAGAGAUCCGCUUACUCGUCCAGCAGAGAGGGGAGCAGGACCGUCGGAUAUUCUUUCUUGAAGAGGACCUCAAAAAGGCGGAGGCUAAACUUUUGGCGGCAGUUAGGGAAAAGACCUGCCUAACUGCCAACAUCACCUCCCAUGAAAGACAGAUAGCUGAACUAAAGAAAGUUAAUGAGCUGUUAAAAAACAAGGUUUCAGCUGACACAACAAAAAAAAAGAUCAAUUCAUUGACAAUGGAGCUAAUAGAAGCUAGGAACAAAUUGGACUGCAAAAAUAAGGAGUUCAGUGUUCUACAGCUCAACGCUGAUGCUCACCUCAAGGUGUUAGAAAUGGAUCUAAGUGCUACCAAGGAUGCUGUCAAAUCGCUCACAGACAGAAAUAAUGACUUGGAGGCGCUCCAUCAAAUGAUGAAAACCCAAAAUGAUGAGUUGGAACAGCAGAAUGACAGAUUACUUGCUGAGAUAAUUGAGCUAAAAGCGGAAGUCAAGGUUGUGCAGGGGUAUUUGGAUUCAGCCAAUGAUCAGAUUCAGGAACUCCGCUUAAAGCUUCAAGACAAAGCACAACAGGAUAUUCUCUGUAAUGCCGAUCAGCAGAACACAAAAGACCUAGAAGAGAAGCUAGAGCAGUGCAACAUAAAGCUUGAAUUUACUGAACUUGCUCUGAGGCAAAAAGAGGAGGAAGUGCUGAAAUAUCAGCACGCGAUGCAGUGCUCAAAAGAAGAUUUUUUAGAAGCAGACAGAAACUUGAAAAGCCGAGAGUUGGAGCUUAAGGCUUCGCAAAAGUCAGUGGAUGACUUGGAGACGCAAAUGAAAUUUAUCAACCAAGAAGUCCAGGAUUCCCAAGCAACAAUUAGUCAGCAGUUGACAGAGUUGGCUCUGCUACAGCAGGUGCUCCAAAAGACUGAGAGGGAGAUGGAUGAAAAAGUGGCUAAUCUUGAACAGAAGUGUAUGAAUUCGGCAGAAGAGAAAAACAAAAUUCAAGAGGAUGCCUCCAAGAGAGUGGAAGAGUUGACCACUGAGCUCAAACUGCUCAAGGAUGCUAACCGAGAUGAGGAAGAGAAACAGAUUCAGCUCCAGAAGAAACAUGAUUCCGUCAUUGAGGAACUAAUGAAAGAAAGGGCUCUGGUAGAUUCUCUGACUGUAAUACUAGAGCAACAGAGGCAGGAGUCGGAGGAGUGUCGGAAUCAGCUAAAUGAGGAGUUGGAGGAAGUGCUAGGAGAACUAGCUCUCAUGGAGGAACAGGAGCAAAGACGAGGUGAAGCAAAAGAUCAGGGUCAGAAGGAAGUCGUCAUGCUGAAGAGACAACUGAGUGAAACCAGAGAACUUUUGGAGCAUAAGAGCAAUGAAAUUUCAUUGUUGAAAGAUGGGCAUUCAUCAAUCAUGAGAGAACUCCAAGAAGCAUACACAAGCUCCCUGGAAAAAACUGAGGAGAUGUCUAAAGAACUAGAAAGUACUAAAGAGGCAUUAAGUAAAGCAGACGAAAGCCGGGAGAAAAUGAAAGAAGAGAUGGAAAGAUUGAUCCAGCAGAUGAAGGAGGAGAGUGACAACGUGAUUCAACAAAUGAGAUUGGAGAAUGCAAGAGUUUUGCAGGAGACACAGGCUUGCCUCUCUCAAAAAAAUCAGGAGAUGCAGAUUAUGGAGGAGAGCCAUGCUAUGAAAAUCUGUCUGUUGGAGCAGGAGUUACAGAGACAGACAAAAGACAAUGAAAAUGCACUGAUGCAAGAAGAAGCGCAGAAAGAGGCUCAGCUUCGCUAUCGGGAAGAAAUGGCCCAGAAACAGCUUGAGGAAGUCUGCCAGGAAAAGGUAAACAUAAUGGAACAACUGCUGCAAGAAAAAGAGGAUAAAAUUAAAUAUCAAGCAGAGCUUGAGGUGGAAAGGGCAGCCCUGGCGGCUGAAACUCAAGACAUCCAAAAUCUUAAGUCCGAUGUUUUCAGACUACAGACUGAGCUCAAUAGAUUGAGUGAGGAAAGAAUUCAGCUCCUCUCUCAAAUUGAACUCUCAGACCAAUCAAACCUGGCAUAUAAGCAUCAAGUGGAGGUGGUUGAUACAGAAAGGAAACAGGUUCAGUCUCACUUUGAUGAACUUCAGUCCGAGUAUAUGAAUCUUCGUGCACAAAGAGCCCUCAUGGAAGAGAAGGUGGAGGGUCUGUUGAACCAAAUAGAAGACCAACAGCAAGAACGGUGCGCUCUGCAGCACCAGAUUGACACACUGACUCAAGAGAAGGUCACACUUCACUGGGCGAUUGACGAGCAGCAAAAGAAAGUUCAGGAACAAAUGAUUGACGCACAAGAUAAGAAGUCAAAUUCUGAGACUGAACACUGGAGGACAAAGUAUGAAGAGCUACUUGCUAAAAUCAAACCUUUUGAGGAGCAGUUGAAUAACUUUGCUGCUGAGCGAAAUGCACUCCUCAAUCUAAAUGGAGCGAACCAGGAGGAGUUAAACAAACUGUCAGAUGCUUAUGCUCAUCUGCUGGGUCACCAGAACCAGAAGCAGAAGAUUAAACACGUGAUUAAGCUGAAAGAUGAGAAUUUUAACCUGAAACAGGAAGUGAUGAAGCUUCGCUCUCAGUUGAGCCGUCAGAAGAGUGAUCUGAGUACCCUGAAAUCAAAGCUUCCAGAUAAUUCUCAGCGCAAGUUUGAUCCCAGUAAAGCAUUCCAACACAAUAAGGAGAACAGACGCACUGAGGCAGCACCAGCUUUGAAACAAGAGAAUCCCACAGCGAAGAAAUUCUUCUAG
Messenger RNA from Nerophis lumbriciformis (worm pipefish), 3027 nucleotides. Lineage: Eukaryota; Metazoa; Chordata; Actinopteri; Syngnathiformes; Syngnathidae. The record is from RefSeq and is a predicted model, not a curated record.